CCGUGGUGAGACAGAGCACUGGGUCAUUAGGAGGAGGGAUGGUCUUCCUCACUGUUGUGUUGUUCUGUGCCUCAAACCGAGCGUAGAAGUUGUUCAGCGCAUCUGGAAGGGAGGCGUCACUGUCACAGGCAGGUGAAGUUGUCCUGUAGCUGGUGAUCGCCUGAAUGCCCUGCCACAUGCGCCGGGAGUCUCUGCUGUUCUGGAAGUGGCCGUGGAUUCUCUGGGCGUGUGCACGCUUCGCCUCUCUGAUGGCUCGGGACAGUUUGGCCCUUGCUGUUUUUAAGGCCGCCCUGUCCCCCGAUCUGAAGGCAGAGUCUCUCGAUUUCAGGAGAGCACGCACUUUCGUAGUCAUCCACGGCUUCUGGUUGGAGCGUGUUGUGAUGGUCUUGGAGACAGUCACAUCAUCGAUGCAUUUCCCGAUGUAGCUGGUCACUGAUGCCGUGUACUCCUCCAAGUCAAUAGAGUCACUGUUGGUUGCAGCCUCCCUAAACAUGUCCCAGUCAGUGCACUCAAAACAGUCCUGAAGAGCAGAGAUGGCUCCUGCUGGCCAGGUCUUAACCUGUUCCAGAACCGGUUUAGAGCGUCUGACGAGAGGUCUGUAUGCUGGAAUCAACAUAACAGAGAUGUGGUCUGAGUAGCCGAGGUGGGGGCGGGGAUCCGCACGAUACGCGCCGGGAAUGUUUGAAUAAACAACAUCCAGCGUGUUCGCCCCUCUCGUAGCAAAGUCCACAUACUGAUGGAAUUUAGGGAGCACUGUUCUGAGAUUUGCAUGAUUGAAAUCUCCGGCGAUGAUAAACAGUCCGUCGGGGUGAGCAUUUUGCAGCUCGCUAAUAGCUCCGUACAGCUCACACAGAGCCUCUUUAGCAUUAGCGCUGGGUGGAAUGUACACUCCGAUAACGAGAGUAGUGGUGAAUUCCCGGGGUAAAUAAAAAGGUCUGCAUCUAACAGUCACAAACUCCACUACCGAUGAGCAGUAGUUAGACACAAGCACAGAGUCCUUACACCAUGCCGUGUUGACACACACACCGCCACCGCGAGUCUUACCGCACAGAGCUGCAUUCCUGUCGGCACGAAACACGGUUAGUCCGGCUAGCUGAAUGGCGUGAAUGAUGAAGGGCGUAUCAGCGCGCUCUGCUCGGAUUGAAGUUUGGCAAGCAGCUCAUUAGCCUUCUGUUUUCGCGCCUCGCUGCUGUACUUUGAGAAAGCUGCAGAAUGUUUAGUUUCAUAAUGACGACGGAUAUUGUACUCUUUUAAAACAGCAACAGAUUGUUUGCAAACUAAACAUACUGCCUUUAAUUUGACUUCAGAGAAUAAAAACUCCUCUUGCCAAACUUUUUUAAAAUUUCUCGUCUGUGUGCCACCACCUUGAUUUCUCCAUUACUGCGUGUGUUAAUUCACUGUCAUUGAUUGACGCCGAGCAAAGCGUGCUGCACAGCACCUUUAAUUGCACAUGUACAUAAAAAAAAUCAGAUUCAUUUACAUUUAAUUUAAACAUUUAAUUUCAGUUUACUCUUUUGUAGCUCAACAAUAAAACAAACGAAAAUGUUAUGUUAAAUUAAAAAUGACGAUCUGUGUCAAAGGUAUCCCCCCUCCCUCUUCCUCUCCCUCUCCCUCUCUUCUCGGAUGGUAUGGCGGGCCAAAUCAAAGGUUACCACGGGCCAAGUUUGGCCCACAGGCCCUAGUUUGGGCAUCUCUGCUCUAGAAGCAUUUCAUCAUUGGUGUGAGUGCGACGGGACGAUAGUCAUUGAGACAGGAAGAGACUAUAGACUUCUUUGGCACAGGGAUGAUAGUCAUUGUCUUGAAGCACGUUGGGAUGAAGGAGCUGCUCAGCGAGAUGUUGAAGAUGUCAGUGAAGACAUCUGCUAGCUGCUCUGCACACUCCCUGAGCACUCUGCCAGGAAUGUUGUCUGGUCCAGCAGACUUCCAUGGGUUAACUCUGCAUAGAGUUCUCCUCACGUCAGCCGUGGUGAGACAGAGCACCAGAUCGUUAGGAGGAAGGAUGAUCUUCCUCACUGUUGUGUUGUUCUGUACCUCAAACCAAGCGUAGAAGUCAUUCAGUCAUUCAUGUGUGUGUGUGUGUGGAAUUCAAUUCAAUUCAAUUCAAUUUAUUUUGUAUAGCGCCUUUUACAAUGAACAUUGUCUCAAAGCAGCUUUACAAAAGAAGAAAACAGAGAAAGGGGAGGGGAAAAUGAAAAAUAAUAAUAAAAAAUAAAAAAUAACUAAUUAACUAGAAAUAAGAAUAAAUUAUUCAGUUCUAUAAUUAGACUAUUUUAUCCCUAAUGAGCAAGCCUGUGGCAAGGAAAAACUCCCUGGGAUGGAAAGGAAGAAACCUUGAGAGGAACCAGGCUCAGAAGGGAACCCAUCCUCAUUUCUGGUGACACUAAACAGUAAAUAAUGUAACUGUAGCUGAUUAAUAUCCCUUCUACAACAGAAAUCAAUGACCCAUGAGGAACUAUUAGGUCAGUGUAGUUUCUAAGGUCAUUAUAAACACUAGUUCUUUGCUGUCACGGGCUGACAGAUGAAAUGGCAGAUCUGUGAUGGUGUGAAAGUCCCCAAGUGUCUCUGUCCAUGGCUGUCUCCUGGUCCACACAGAUCCAUCCACAGCAUCAGUGGGCACCAUCAGUGGGCGAGACUCUGACCAGGGGUAGGGCAGUGGUCACACUGGAAACUGGCAAACACUGGGAGCUCAGGAGUGGGGUGUAUAGCUCCACAGAGAAAGACAGAGAGAGAAAGAGAAAGAUAUUAAGUUUCUGAUCAUGUGAUGCUUAAAGACAAUGUAGAAUUAUGUGUAAAGUGCAGGCAGGGACUCCGGCAAGACUAGCUAUGACAUCAUAACUAAAAGGGAGAAGCAGAAGGUCACAGACAUGAAGGAUUCCCGGGACAUAAAGCAUCCAACCACUCCACAGUCAGCAAACCUGAGUGACCAUGUGAGGGUGGUAAGAUGACAGCAUCCAACACAUCCCAGUCACCAAACACUCUAUGACCAUGAACCUUCCAGAUCUGCUCCUUUACCUAAGAAAACUAUACAUUAAAAGCUCGACUAAACAAAUGUGUCUUCAGCCUAGACUUAAACACUGAGACUGUGUCUGAAUCCCCAACACUAAUUGGAAGGCUGUUCCAUAACUUUGGGGCUUUGAAAGAGAAAGCUCCGCCCCCUGCUGUAGCCUUUGCUACUUGAGGUACUACCAAGUAACCAGCACCCUUUGAUCGGAGUAGGCGUGGCGGAUCAUAAAAGACUAAAAGAUCGCUCAGGACUCUAGCUGCUGCAUUCUGGACUAACUGGAGCUUGUUCCUGCUCCUACUGGAACAUCCAGACACAAUAUUCCUAAGAUGGAAGAAGGCUACUCUAGUGAUAUUAUCUACAUGAGCUUCAAACCAAAGACCAGAGUCAAUAAUCACACCAAGAUCUUUUACUGCUGGACAAGAUGAAACCAAAAGACCAUCCACCAUUACUCUUUUCUGUAAGAACUGCAUCAACACUCAGUGGGAUAGAGAGGUUCACAAAGGAGUCUACAGCUGCCCCGUGUGUAAACAUCACUGUAGUCCACGACCGGUCUUGGGUAGGAAUGUCAUGUUGGCUGAAAUGGUGGAGAAGCUGAAGAAGACACGUGUUCCUGAAAGAACCCUCGCCGGACCUGAGGAUGUGGAGUGUGACGUCUGCGUCAGGCAAAAGCAUAAAGCCGUGAAGUCGUGUCUGGUGUGUUUAGCGUCGUACUGCGAAGUUCACUUUAAUCUUCAUGAAGAGCUGCACCCAGGAAACACACACACAGUGACCGAAGCCAGGAGCAAACUCAGAAACAGGCUCUGUAGCUGGCAUCAGGAGCUUAAAAAGUUUUUUUGUGUCACUGAGGAGAGAUUCGUGUGCUCUGGGUGUCUUCAGUCUGGUUGUAAAAGCCAUGACACCACUACAAUCACAGACAAACGAUUUUAUCAGCAGCGUGAGAUUGGAAAUGUCCAGGCGCAGGUUCUCCAGAGAUCUCAAUCAGCAGAGAGCAGCCUGAAAGAUUUAAGGAAAGCAAUACAUUUAAUCAAGACCAGCGCACAGACAACACUGGAUCAGAGUGAGAAGAUCUUCAUGGAUUUGAUCCUCUCAGCUGAGAGGAAACGUUCAGAGAUUCGAGACAUGGUCAAAGCUACAAAAGAAGCUGAAGUGCAGCGAGCUGUGGACAUGCUGCAGUGUGUGGAACAGGAAGUGACUACACUGAGGAAGAGAGAUAAGGAUCUGGUUCAGCUUGCACAGUUAAACGAUGAUUUCCUCUUCGUCAGGACCUUCAUGUUCCUCUCUGACCUUUCAUCAUGUGGUGAUGUUCCACAAGUUACUGUCAACCUGUCACCUUUUAAAGAACUACAAUCGUCUCUGGAAAGGUUCUCUAUUACAGGAUUAGACACACAGCCCAGAUCAGCUAACAGAUGCCACAUGGUUCAAACUUCUGUUCCGAUCAUCAGAGAGGAUUUUCUUCAGUAUUUUCGUCAGUUGACAGUGGAUCCUAGAUCAGCCUACAAAGCCCUCCAGCUUUCUGAGGGCAACAGAAAAAUAACCUUUGAUGACACAAAACCAAACAAUAACAGAGGGCCUGAGGUCUUUAACUACUUCGCUCAGGCUCUGUGUAGAGAAGCUCUUCAGGAACGCUGUUACUGGGAGGUGGAAUGGGGAGGCCAGCGGGUUUACAUCGCGGUAGCAUACGGAGAUGUGGAAAGACACGGCUGCUGUUCUGAAGUGAACUUUGGACAAAACAUUAAAUCCUGGAGUUUAUGCUGUAAUUCCUCUCAGUUUGAGUUUUUCCACAAUUCCCGUAAGACCGUCAUUUCAGGUCCAGUGUCUACAAGAGUAGGAAUUUAUCUGGAUUACAGAGCUGGAUCUCUGUCCUUCUACAGCAUCACAAACACCAUGACUCUCCUCCACCGAGUCUGCACCAGCUUCACCAAGCCGCUGUACGCUGGGUUCUGGGUGUUCGAUUACUCCAGUGUGAAACUGUGUGGGAGGAAUGAGAAAGUGCUUCCUCACACUCCUCCUCUUCCUCCUCCUGCUGCUACUAAAACUUCAUUAUGUGUAGAUCAAUUUUAUUUUGAAUCAUAUAAUGUAUCCUGGAGUAGGUUUGAGUAAAUUGCUCCAUACAAAUCACUUACCUAUAUAGACUAUAGGCUUUGUUUCCACAGCACUGGACCUGCUGUGUCUUUAUUCUGGUCUGGUGGAGCAGGUAGACAGCAGAUGUGUUCAGGAGCUAAUAUUUCAUUACACAGAUUUAUUUAGGAAUGUCAUCAUUUUGUUCCUUGCAGGUGAACACCAUAUACCCUAGAAAUGUCUUUCUUUUUUUGUGAAACUGUUGGUGACUAUUUUAAGCUUUUCUACUUUUAAAACUCUUUUUAAAACUCUAUUCUAUGGGUGGUUUAUUAGGGCAUAUUGUUAUUAUAAUUAAAUGUAAUUAUUGAGUUGAUCAACAUUUUGAAUCCCGUUUUUUCAACUACGGAGUGAAAUGUUUAUCAGUUUCCUUAUUAUUAGUUAUUAUUUCUCAGGUGACACACACUGCACACAAACUACUGUAUAACAUAGGCUAUAAGAAUCAUAGAAAUAACAUUAAAAAACAUUUUUUAUAUGAAACCUGUUGAACAUGUCCUUGAUUUAAAAAUCUGAAUGAAAUGUUUACCAUAUAAUACAAUACAAAUACAGUCUACAAAAGUUCAAGGUCAAAAACAGGCAGGGGGUCAGGAAACCACAGCAAAAAGCAGGAAAGAGAUGGAAAAAAAAACCCAGAGAGCCAGAGGAGACACUGUGGAGUGUUUAUUUCACAGAGUUGUGUGAAUGGAUGUCUCUUUUCAAAAUCCUGAUCAUACCAUAAUCUUAUCAGUGUCCAUGCCAUAUUUUUUGUACAUUUUGUGAGUAAUUCACAACAUCUGUUCCUUCUGGAGCCUUCAUUGAGCUUGAAGAUGAUUCAGUGAGUCGUUCAGUGAGUCAUUCAGUGAGUCGUUCUGCUGUUCGAUCUCCACGCAGCUGUUCCUGUUCCUCAGAGAACUGACUGCUGGCAUUAAAGUGAUGGUCAUUUGAUUGACAUGAGCUGUGUGUUUGGGUUAAGGAAUACAAAAAUCUUCUGAUGAUCUCCACAGGAAUUCGGACGAUGUUUUCUGGUUUUCCCCAAAACCCAUUUCUGCAGAGGAAGUGGGCUAAACUCAGACCCUGUAUCGUCUACAUUUUAUGGGUUCAGCAGCUGUUUU
This is a messenger RNA of Hemibagrus wyckioides, 6210 nucleotides long. Its product is annotated as tripartite motif-containing protein 16-like. The record is from RefSeq and is a predicted model, not a curated record. The transcript has 9 exons. Bases 3572 to 5104 code for a protein of 510 amino acids. Gene Ontology annotation, molecular function: protein binding. NCBI's taxonomy places the organism in Eukaryota, Metazoa, Chordata, Actinopteri, Siluriformes, Bagridae.